This is a messenger RNA of Cicer arietinum (chickpea), 900 nucleotides long. The record is from RefSeq and is a predicted model, not a curated record. Lineage: Eukaryota; Viridiplantae; Streptophyta; Magnoliopsida; Fabales; Fabaceae.
AUGGCUGCGAGGGCAUUUCUUUUAUUUUUGGUGGGUUGCACCUUGUUCAGCGACAAGAGUGCCUUCGCAGUGAGUGUUGCCUACCUUGAAUGUUUCAGAGACCUCAACUCAUGCGGAGGAUAUGCAUGGGGUGCUGCUGCGCUUUCUUACCUAUACGACAAUCUUCGAGAAGCGAGUAUGCAUCAGACUAGAACAGUAUCAGGGUAUCUGACACUAUUACAGGCGUGGGUGUAUGAGCAUUUUCCAACAUUAUGUGCGAAUUGUUGUAGAUUAUCUCAGGUUUAUGAUGAGGACUAUCCGAGAGCACUUAGAUGGAAGCCAAAACGUGAUAAAGGUUUGGUUGUUCCAUUUAGGAAAGCACUGGACGAGAUUGAUGUUGAUGGCAUAUGUUGGACACCCUACAGAGAGCAUAGGCCGAAGCGACCAUUUGAGGUUGUUUCAUUAUUCAGAGGGUGGAUACGUUGGGGUCCCAAGAUGUAUGCUCACUUGCCAGAUAGGGUAUUGCGUCAAUAUGGACAUGUCCAAACCAUCCCUGGUUCACCUUUGGAGAUAGUAGGUCAGACGACCACACCAGAGGAAAUAGAUAUCAUGUUUACACAAUACGUUGUACAUGUAGUUGACGAUGAGGCAGUUGUACACAGACCUGCAGACUAUGCAAUUGAGUACAUGGAUUGGUUUCGUCGGAUUUCUCAUCCAUAUAUCAUUCGUAGAGAACCAGUCUAUGUAGCACCUUCGCGUCGAGCAAUACAAAUUGCAGAGGAGCUUCUUGGUCGACAGCUGGUAUUACCUGAUGGCAUCGCACUCGUGAAUGAAUUAAUUUUGAUAUUGCGAUCUCAGAGGGGUGGUGGUAGAGAUUGGACUCAUGUAGUGCCAUAUCGUAGGAGACAUAGACAGACUUAG